Messenger RNA from Zychaea mexicana, 2027 nucleotides. RefSeq names its product Lycopene beta-cyclase. Gene Ontology annotation, biological process: biosynthetic process. Lineage: Eukaryota; Fungi; Mucoromycota; Mucoromycetes; Mucorales; Lichtheimiaceae. Gene Ontology annotation, molecular function: geranylgeranyl diphosphate synthase activity; intramolecular lyase activity. The record is from RefSeq and is a predicted model, not a curated record. The transcript has 2 exons. The coding region runs from base 157 to 1938 and encodes 593 amino acids.
UAAGAGAUAGCACAGAAGAUGCGAAAAAGAUAUAAAACGGGUCCAUACAAUGAAAGAAAAAAAAGACAUCAUCAAAGCACAACCACUCUCUCACCUCACUUAUAUUCCUCGUUCUUAAAAGUUUUCUAAUUUAUAAAUUUUCUGUUAUUGCCCAUCAUGCUCACUUAUAUGGAAGUUCAUCUCUACUACACACUCCCGGUUCUCGGUAUACUGUUUGCUCUUCUCCGCCCAUUCCACUCCCCGCAAGACACUUUCAAGUAUUCUUUUCUCUGCAUCAUGGCGUUGACAACCGCAUCGCUUUGGGAUAACUACAUUGUCUACCAUCGUGCCUGGUGGUACUGCCCAUCCUGUGUCACUGCUGUCAUCGGCUAUGUUCCUUUGGAGGAAUAUAUGUUCUUUUUGAUCAUGUCUUUGAUGACCGUUGCCUUCACCAACCUGGUUAUGCGGUGGCACCUUCCAAGCACCUUCAUCAAGCCUGAUGCCUCUGUUUACAAGUCCAUGUGUAUCCGAUACUUGCCGGUCGCUGCGUUUUUGUCAGUUGGUUUGCGUGCAUGGAAUACGGCUGUGCCGGACACUCGCCUGUUCUAUGGUUCCUGCAUCUUGUGGUACGCAUGUCCUGUUCUUGCACUUUUGUGGUUCGGUGGAGGUGAAUACAUCUGCCGUCGCUACAAGGCUGUUCUCUUUUCCAUCGCUGUACCCACAAUCUAUCUUUGCUGGGUUGAUAAGGUUGCCAUCGCUGCUGGCACAUGGCACAUUUCUCUUCGAACAAGUACCGGCGUCAUGGUCGUUCCGAGCCUCCCUGUUGAGGAAUUUAUGUUCUUUCUUAUAAUUAAUGUGGUACUUGUAUUUGCAACCUGCGCUAUCGACCGUGCACAAGCCGUUCUCCAUCUCCACAGCAACAGUGACAGUGGCAUGGCAACUGGUUUCUCCUCAAAUCUGACGCUGCUCUUGAAUUUGACUCGCGCCUUUUGCCUGCCGGAUCAGGCACUACAUGCAGAAACCUUCCGCGAUUUGCAUACGACUUGGCGCAUCUUGAAGCAGGCUUCAUUUUCAUUCUACACUGCGUCGGCCGUAUUUCCCACACAUAUUCGUCAAGAUCUUGGCGUCCUCUACGGUUUUUGCCGUGCCACGGAUGAUCUCGCUGAUGACGAGGUGUCCUCCGUCGAACAGCGCAAGACCCAGCUUGCUACGGUGCGCCGCUGCAUACAUGACAUGUUUGCUACCAAGACUCCCACGAUGGACUGGUCCCUCUAUGACUUGCCUGCCUCAUGUAUUGCCUCGCUCCGUGCAUUUGCAAGACUGCGACCCAAGCUUCAAGUCGACGCUGUCAACGAAUUGCUCGAUGGUUAUGCUUUUGAUCUGGAUCGGGCAACUGUCAAAAACGCUGCGGAUUUGGAAUACUACUCGGCCUGUGUCGCAAGCAGCGUGGGUGAAAUGUGCACACGAGUCAUGCUGGAAUAUCCGGAACAAUGGACUAUCGAGCGGGCUCGAGACAUGGGGCUGGUGUUGCAAUACAUCAAUAUCGCACGCGAUAUCGUUACGGACAGCCAGCAGCUCCGUCGAUGCUACUUGCCCCGCGAUUGGUUAUCGGAAGCAGAAAGCAAGGCAAUGACGACCGGGCGUGCUGACACAUUGGGUCAAACCAAAUUGCGUUCAUUGGCUUUGAGACUGAUUCGUCGCGCGGAGGUGUUGGCAGGUCGAGCACGACGAGGCAUCGAUCGCUUACCAUUCGACUGUCAAGGCGGUGUGCGGGCGGCGUGUGCUGUGUAUAUUGCUAUUGGCAACGAACUGAUAAAUGCACAAGGAUAUCCUCGACGGGCCCAUGUAUCAACAGCGAAACGGGCGUGGAUCGUGCUUAAGAAUGUUUACCAGUGGCAAGGCAGUAGCGAGAUCAUGGUAGCCCGAAAAGGAAAGCAGCGUGCAUUUUCUCUUCUGUGAUUGUUACAUAUUCCGGUCCAUACGAUUUCACUAUUGCUCUUUACUUUGCGUUGCAAUUUUUUCCAAUAUGCGUUAUAUUUUUGAUUGGC